UUUCUCCCUGGCUGUUUGGGAAGAGAAACUUCCGGAGUUGAUUCCAGAGUUUUGCUUUUCCCGCAGAAACUUCCAGAUCGGCGCUGUGAAAUUUUUCCGGAAAUGUCUGGAAAUAUCCAAGGGCCCCAACAGCGGAUCGUCCUGGUGGGCAAAACCGGCAACGGGAAAAGCGCGGUGGGCAACACCAUCCUGGGAAGCCCGGUCUUCGAAUCCAAGAUGUCGUCCGGCUCCGUCACCCAGACUUGCCAACGGGAGGAGGCCGUGGUGAACGGCUGGAAAGUGGUGGUGGUGGACACACCGGGCUUCUUCAACAGGGCUCGUCUCGAGUGGGAAACCUCAGCCAAAGAGAGCAAGUGCAUCGAGUUUUGCAGGCCGGGCCCCCAUGUCAUCCUGCAGGUGAUCCGCCCAGUCCGCUUCACCAAGGAGGAGAAGGACGUGGCGCACUUGAUCAAGGAGAUCUUCAGCUUGAAGGCCAAGGAUUACAUGAUCAUCCUCUUCACCCGCAAGGAGGACCUGGAGGGCAAAACCCUGGAGAAGUUCAUCGCUGAAGGCAACGCGGGCCUGAAGGAGCAGGUGUACCGCUGCGGCAACCGCUUCCUGGCCUUUAACAACAAGGCCGAAGGCGCGGAGCACGAAGCUCAGGUGGGCCAGCUGAUGGCCAUGAUUGACGCGCUGGUGCAGAAGAACCGUGCUGCCCCGUGCUACACAGAGGAGAUGAUGAAGGCUGACAAGAAGCACUUUACCAAAAAACCGCACUCUUCCUGGCUGUCUCCUUUCUUUUGA
Molecule: messenger RNA, 783 nt
Organism: Pseudonaja textilis
Lineage: Eukaryota; Metazoa; Chordata; Lepidosauria; Squamata; Elapidae
Source: RefSeq, a predicted model, not a curated record